CCGUGGUUGUACGAUAGCAUCCGAACCACUUACUCAACGAAACCUCCAAUUCACUCAAGUCGAAGUGUUCGGUGUUCUGUGGCGCAUCGAAGAGACUGCACCAAAGCCGUUGACCUUCCAUACGAACAGUAUGGCGGAGACAACAUAUGCUGUGUUGGCUGUGUUGCCAGUGUUAGUAUACGUCCUCUACUACCAGUUACAGCAGUACCGCUUCAAGAGAUAUGCCCACAUCCCCACACCAUUGAAGCCUAAUCUUUUCCUCGGUCAUCUUGGGUACAUGGCUGCUGGCCUCAAGAAGUCUGGUAAUUCGAAAAUGCAUCCAGAUUAUAUCCUUGAAGAUCUCUGGAAUGAGAACGGACGGCCUGAGUUCAUGCAUUUCGACUUCAGACCGGUUCAACAUCCCGUCCUGCUCGUCACCACCCACGAGCUCGCUGAGCAGUUCACUAAGACCACCAAGUCGCAUCCAUACAGUAUUACGAAGUCGCCGACCAUACAAGGCGAAUAUGGAGCACUAGUAGGAAAGCGGUCUAUGUUGUCUGAGAACAACGGCGAAAGCUGGAAAGCGCUGCGCAAGCAGUUCAACCCAGGCUUCGCACCAAAGCAUAUUGUCACGACACUUCCUGUCAUGACCGAAAAGACUAGGGUCUUCAUGGAAAAGCUGGAUGCCGUUGCGAAGUCCAGUGUUGUUACCGAGCUGGAUGGGCUUUGCGUCAACUUGACCUUCGACAUCAUCGGCCAAGUCAUCACAGAUGUUGACAGUCAUGCACAAGAGGAGAUGCUUUCGCAGGGGAAUGACUUUUUGCGUAACUUCCGCCUCCUCUCUGAAACUUACGUUUCCGGCAGUGGCCUCGGACUCGCAGCGAUCAACCCAUACAUACAAUUCAAACGGUACUAUUACAGCCGCCGCAUGGAUGCCGCCCUGUUCAAGAUCAUCCGCGAGAAGUUCGACAAUAUCCAGCAGUCUCGCAGCACCGAGACCAAGACAACGAAAGACCGAUCCGUCCUCGCCCUCGCACUUCAAGAUGUCGAAGUCCUUACCUCAGACAUCUGCCAACUGGUCGCCGACCAAUGUAAAACGUUUCUCUUCGCCGGGCACGACACAACGUCGAUCCUGCUCCAACGCCUCUUCUACGUUCUGUCAAUUCAUCCAUCCUGCCUCGCCAAGAUCCGAGCAGAACACGAUUCCAUCUUCGGCUCCGAAGAUCCACAAGCAGUGUUACUCGCGAGACCCGACGAAACGCUGAAAGCACUAGUUUACACGAGCGCUUGCAUCAAGGAGACGUUGCGUCUCUGGCCACCGGCAGGUACGGCGCGCAUGAGCCACGACAAGUUCAAGGUCCGGACGAAAGACGGCGAUGAAGUCGUAGUGGAUGAGUGCGUGGUCUAUCCCAUGCAGCAUAUCAUCCAUCGUGACCCCAAUGUCUACGGGCCAACUGCGAAUGACUUUGUGCCCGAGCGAUGGACAGGCAAUAGCGACACAAGUACCGCCACCAAUGCCGAUGUAAACGGAACCGCCACGGCCACAGACAAGAUUCCCGCCAGCGCGUGGAGACCGUUCGAGCGCGGGCCUAGGAACUGCAUCGGUCAGGAGCUCGCUAACCUCGAAGCAAGAGUUAUUCUGGCUUGCGUGAUGCGGCGAUACGACUUCGUCAAGGUCGGUGUUGGGGAGGUAGUGACAGAUGAGAAAGGUCAGCCGGUUUUGGGCGAGAAGGGUAGGUAUAAGACGAAGUCAGAGUUGAUCAGCACUAUGAGCGUGACCAGCAAGCCGAUCGAUAAGACGAGAAUGAUCGUCAAGUUGAGGCAGGCCUGAUGGAGGUGUCUUCCAUCUUGCACGAAGUCGCGUCAGUGGAUUUUACCUUCCGCAAGAGAGGCAGGCGCUCUCCGGUCAGACACGAGAGACGCAGAGGUCCUUUCUUCCUUCUCUCACUGUUUACC
Molecule: messenger RNA, 1935 nt
Organism: Macroventuria anomochaeta
Lineage: Eukaryota; Fungi; Ascomycota; Dothideomycetes; Pleosporales; Didymellaceae
Product: cytochrome P450 52A12
Exons: 3
Coding region: 131-1810 (559 amino acids)
Molecular function (GO): monooxygenase activity; oxidoreductase activity, acting on paired donors, with incorporation or reduction of molecular oxygen; heme binding
Source: RefSeq, a predicted model, not a curated record